GAUUUUAUGUGAUUGAUUCAGAGUAGAUUCAAUUUUUUGACAUACACAUAAUUCGACACAUUCGAAACUCUUUAUAGAUACAGGCACACAAAUCUCGACCCCAGCUAGCUUUUGCGUUGGCAACGCUCAGCCGGCAAAUGGCCAAUAAAUUCUAUUAUUUUGGCUUUGGCAGCAACAUGCUGGCCCGGCGCAUCCACAUACAGAAUCCGACGGCGCGGCGCAUCGGAGCGGGCAAACUGGAGAACUAUCGGCUGGACUUUCAUGGCGUCGGUUCCAACAGCUGGCUUGGAGCGCCCGCAACGAUUGUGCCCACGACCGGCGCUCAGGUAUUUGGCGCAAUUUGGGAGAUUGAUAUGUGCAAUCUGAAGGAUUUGGAUGACCAGGAGGGUGUUUCUGCUGGCAUCUAUAUACCCAUCAGUGUGCCCGUUCACUCGCUGACCGCCAAAGAGGAAGUCAUCUGUCGCGCCUACCAUCUCAGCAAUCAGCCGGAGACAAUAGUGCACGGACAGACUGCCGUUGAUGUACCCCACAAUCGCCAACCCUCUCACACAUAUCUCAAGGUGCUGGUCAAGGGUGCCGAGGAGACGGGCAUACCCGCUGACUAUGUCAAGUGGCUGCGCGCGCUGCAGCACAAUGGGAACAAUGUGGAGGCUAUGGAAUUAAAAUUGGAGCUAUCCAAAGUAGAGCUCAGCUAAUAUUGACCAUUUCGUCAGCUAACAGUGUAUGUUGCCUUAUAAUGAGAUAGUGUGUUCACAUUGUAUAUAAAUUUAAAGAGUAAAAUAAAUGAGUGCGUAAUUGA
Drosophila montana is the source of this 799-nucleotide messenger RNA. Its product is annotated as gamma-glutamylcyclotransferase-like. Gene Ontology annotation, molecular function: gamma-glutamylcyclotransferase activity. The transcript has 3 exons. The coding region runs from base 138 to 695 and encodes 185 amino acids. Lineage: Eukaryota; Metazoa; Arthropoda; Insecta; Diptera; Drosophilidae. The record is from RefSeq and is a predicted model, not a curated record.